UGACGUAAUACGCGCAAAUGGUCACGCCAACGGGCCCGUGUGCAGGCGCAGGGAAGGAGAAAGCGAUGAAAUAAAGGGGGCCGCCGGCUUUGGGGUGUCAGGUUGACUCAGGGGGUUUGGUGUCAGGUCACAGCUGCGGUUGCUGCCUAAUAAACGAGUGUCUGUCCCCGUAUCGAUGAAAGCCUGGUAGUCUCGGGUUCUUGCCUCCCCCGCCCUCGAGUUUCAGGGCAGCUUGUUAUUUGUUUUCUGUUCCAGCUGCACGGAGCCGAGCGGCCUUGUCUCGGGCAGAAGGAAACGCUCUGCAUUUGUGGGGUGAAAAAUCGCGGCGACAUUCCCCAGAGAGAAGAGCUUGUUCGUUUCAUUCGCUGUCCGUCCGGUUUUUCUUCCUCCUCGAAACCACCCCCUCCCCUUCCCGGCCAAGCAGUAAUGGUAAAUGCAGUGUAAUAUUUAAGGAGAAAUAUGGGAAAUUGUUUGAAAUCUCCGACGUCUGAUGACAUUUCUUUGCUUCACGAGUCUUCUGACCGGGCGAGUUACGGAGAUGGCACCGAAAUAGACCAAGAGCCGCCGCCGCCAUAUCAGGAACAGGUUCCAGUUCCUGUUUAUCAUCCGACUCCAAGUCAGACUCGGCUGGCCACUCAACUUACUGAAGAAGAACAGAUCAGAAUAGCGCAAAGAAUAGGCCUCAUUCAGCACCUGCCCAAAGGGGUCUAUGACCCAGGAAGAGAUGGAUCAGAAAAGAAAAUUAGAGAGUGUGUUAUUUGUAUGAUGGACUUUGUUUAUGGUGAUCCAAUUAGGUUUCUUCCAUGCAUGCAUAUUUAUCACCUGGACUGUAUAGAUGACUGGCUGAUGCGAUCGUUCACAUGCCCGUCUUGUAUGGAACCAGUGGAUGCAGCAUUGCUUUCUUCCUAUGAAACCAACUGAGAAGCUUUGCAUCUGUGAUACCAUGGAAGAAAUAAAUCCUGAUCUCUACCACUGAGCCAAAGAGUCAGAGAUUUGGAGAACCCUGAUUGUAUGCGAUCAUGUACUAAGUACAACACUGACAAUAACUCAUGACUGCAGUUGUUUUAAAAAAAAAUUAUAUGCAUAUACCUAAAUGCUGUUAUUUAAAAUCUACAAAGCCCUGACCACAUGUUAUGAAUUUGAGUAAACAUUGAAGCAGUAGAUGGCCAUUAGUUUGGUCACACUAGGAUAGAAAUGGUUUUGAUGUGACAGGUGUUUCAAAAAGUUUGUAAAACAUGCUUACUUGUUAAAGAAAUGGUAUCCUCUUUGAAUUAAAGCUGUUUAUAGUGGUUUUAUAUUGGAUGCAUAAAGUAGUGAUUUUGCACUGAACCGUUAUCAGUGUCCCAUGCAGCAGAAUUCUCAGGAAUAAUGGGUGCUUACUUUCUCUUUUGGUAUAAAGCUCUCUGGGGAACAUUUUUUUUUAAACGAAAGAGCUCUUAAAUUAUACACCUGCUUUUUUAUUUGUACAUAUGCACAUACAGCUUAUCUGUCUGUGCAUAUGAAGAGGUGCCUGCUUGUAGAUUUUUAUGAAAUAGCUGGCAUUUUGGUGCUCUUUAGACCAGAAGAGCCUCUGCAAAGAUUGGCCUAAUGGGUUAUUAGUUUCCUUGACAAACUAAUAUUAUUGCUGUAUUUCUUUUGAUUAUGUGUUCAACUACAAUGAGAAAUGUAGGUCCAAAUUAUGAAGUAUAGGCUAUUUUAUUAACUUUAAGGAUACUAUUUCUGCAGUGCAGUGUGUUUAGUAUUUUGUAUUGGUUUGUUCCAACAGUAGUUCGAUGGUAUAUUAACAUUUUGGUCAAGGCUUUGUGUUUAGGAAAACUCUAGGUGCCAGUAUAAUGAUCCAUUUGUGCAGAAAAUUAAAACAUUUACUAUCUUAUUUUAAAAGAUCACGGCUUCAGUUCCAAUAUGUUUGUAGUACUGAAUUUGGGCUGAAGGAGAAUUUUGUAACACAGUAAUAACUCUCUUCAUCACCAAGCAAUUAUGCUGAAUCUGUUGAUCAUUUUCCUAAAGGAAAUAAGUUCUGUACAAAAUCCCUAGAGCACAUAAUAUACAACUGUAAUGGAUGUCCUUAAAAUUUUGAUACAAUAACUGAAUUUUAUUUUAAUUUUGCAGCUGAAUGAUUCAUUGGUUUUAUAGACAACCAAAGUUAUAAGACCAAUCAAAGUUCAAAUUGUGCACAGAUAGAAUUAUGGUAUUUACAAUGCAUUGUUUAUUUUGAUUAGCAUGUAUAAAGUCAUGAUACAAUUAAGUGAUUUAAUUGUUUGGCUUGAGUUGCAAGAACAAGAAACCACAGCGCUUGAGAACAUUAGUGAAUGAAUCGUAGCAUAAUCAAAUUCCAAUAGAUCUGUGUGAGAAAUAGAAAAUACAGUGGACUAUUUUAAGGGACAUUCUCUGAAAAUAUAUUUGCCAAGUACAUUGAGGAAUCGAGUCCAAAUGACAACAUUUUUAUGUAAUUUAUCAUUAUCUUUUUUAAGUUUGCAAACAUUUUUUCUUAAAUCCUGCCUCAAGUUACUGUAUAAAAUUAUGAAAUUUUGAAAUGAUAAACUUUAUAAUUGGACCUGGAGUUUUCCCUUUAAAAAAUCACACUAAUCUGUACACUGGCACAAAGUAGGAGUUUAAAGCUUUUUUGCACAGUUCUUUUCCAUUACAAAUGGAACUCAUGGCCUUAGGUCUUUUGAAAUGGUGUCUUGUUAAGAGUGAGACUAGCAUGGUGCUCAAAAAAAAUGAUCUAAUCAUAGCAAAUCAUUGCAAUGACUAUGUUUGAGAAUCAAGCAGUUCCAGUGGUGUGCAGAACUUCAAGUAAAGGCAGAGAUGCAUUUUCAAAAUUUAUCCAUUAAUAUUUUGCAUUAAAGUUUCUGGAUUUUUGAGUACUACAAUGUGACUUGCAGGAAUUCCAAACUAAUGGAAACUGCACAGAUGAAUAGUGAGGGGAAAUUAGUUUGUUCUAAGUAUCUAAAUGAUGUAGUUUGCAAAAUCAAAGGCAAGAUUAUAAAUCAGACAUUUUCCCCUGUUUCAUGAGGGACAAAUAUUGCAAUAGCUGUAUAGUUAAAAGCCGUUGGUUUUAAAUCGGUGAAAAGGAAGACCUGGAUUUGUGCAAUAUUUUAAUGGUGAAAACAUAGUAUUUACAGCUGUUUCUUUUAUGACCAUUCCACAGACUUUAACUGUACACCUUUACAGUAAUGUUUAAAUUUCAAUUAUUGUGCACAUUGAGGUGCAGGAAUAAGUGGGAGUAAUCACGAGUGUUGUGUGUGAAGCUAACAAUUUUUGAGUGUUCAUUUUAUUUAUGUGACAUUACACAUUUCGUUCAGCAAUGGUGAGUUGAAUAGACUUUUAGUGGUGGUAUGUUUCUAGGCACUUUCUGUUACCAGCAUAAACAAAGAUUUUGUUUUGAUAUAAUUGUAAGACCUUUAAUGCUCCAAGUCUGUAAUAAUUGGCUUGCCUCCUUGAAUAGCUCGGUGGCAGCAUGAUUUUAUAUUUCUUUCAUUUAUAAAUAGUAUGCUACUUUAAGGAAAUUAAUUGUGCAGUUCACUAGUGCUUUUGAUGUUGAAAUACCAAACAGGUUAAGUGUUAUUGCCCACUGUCCAAAAUUCUUUUCUUUUUAAUAUUGCUGAUAUCUAAGUAAUACCAUCCACACUAGAUUUUCACAUUUUUGUAACUCAACUGAGAUUUAAUAGUUCCUUAGUGGAAUCAUUUUUAAGUGUUGAGCUAUCUUGUAUUCUUCUGCCUUUUUCCCUUUGACCCCAUUGUGAUCAAACAGUAAUAAGAAUUUAAGAAUUUAAACCUACACCAUAAUUCUAAAAUGGCUCUGUAGAAGCACAUGAUCAUAGUUUUGAUCAUUUUGAUCUGCAGCAAUCCUUACAACAUUAAAAAUAAAAUUAAUUAAUCCCACUUUAUUUUGACACAUUGCUAUCAAUAACUCAAGUCCAAGAUUUUAAGUGUGAAGGAAAGUGAAACAAUAAGGCCACUUAUUGUUGUUUAAUGACAUUGGGGGAAAUGGUUUGGUGGGAGGGGGCAAAAGAAUUACUUUUUUAGCUUUCAAUUGUUACCUUUUUUACUUUUUACAAAAAGUCAAGCGGAUUAUGGCUGCCUACUACUGUAUAACUGUAUAGCCAUUAAUUUUAAUAAGUUUGCUUAAGACCUCGCUGAAUUUUGAUGGUGAAAAGGCUGAAAAUAUUUACAAAUAUGUCAAGUUUUAAGCAUUACAUUUGGUGGAAAAUUUAAAAUUCUCCUAAACAUGCAACAGUGAGUAAAUAUCCUGGCUAUACGGUGUAGGUAUAAAAUUUCUAUGCACAUUGUAGGCUAUUUUAUUGCAUUAUCUAUUCAAAUUUGCUGAGAAGUAGAAGGUUGUAAUGUCUUCAAGUUGUAUAACCAAUGUUAAAUUUUGCUCCAGUUUUAUUUAUUGGUAAUCAACUUGUCUUAAUAAAUAUUAUGCUUUUUCAUUGUU
Molecule: messenger RNA, 4441 nt
Organism: Hypanus sabinus (Atlantic stingray)
Lineage: Eukaryota; Metazoa; Chordata; Chondrichthyes; Myliobatiformes; Dasyatidae
Gene: rnf11b
Product: ring finger protein 11b
Exons: 3
Coding region: 460-921 (153 amino acids)
Source: RefSeq, a predicted model, not a curated record